GCACGCUCCUACCCGGCAGUCGGGUGUCCCCAAGAAGAGCUGGGGAGCCGGGGAGCGCCUGGGGCUUGUGGCUGCUGGGCACCCAGGCUGACCCAACCAGGAGACUGGAAGCUGGGGGCACAGGAUGGCCUCCCCGCGAGCUGUACAGCUGUCUCUGAGAAAGCCGACUCAUGCCACGUGUGUGGUGGGUGUGGAGACACUAGUGGACGUCUACAGUGAUGUGCCCAAACGUGCCAAGACCUUUGGGGUGUCCGGGAGCUCUGAGGUGAAGAUCUACGUGGUCUACGAUCCCUCACCAGUGGCAGAGCCCGCAGGCCGGGCCCACUGGCCCCUGGAUGCUAAUGUGGACGUGGUGGUGGUGGCAGACAGAGUCAGUAAGGACUUACAUGACCUCAAGGUGAAGGUAUCGUACUUUGAGUCACAGGAGGCUGCUGCCCUGGCCCACAGCGUGCUCUACCUCACUGCUGUUGAUGUGUCCCUCGAUGUCGACACAGGCCGCACAGGCAAGGUGAAGAGAGGCUCUGGUGACAAGAAAACCUGGCGCUGGGGUUCCAGGGGCUCCGGGGCCAUCCUGUUGGUAAACUGUGACAGAGAUAUCCACGGGUCCAGGGAGGACCUGCACGCCAGCCAUUUGAGGUCACUGGAGGACCUGCAGGACAUGUCCCCAAUGGUGCUGAGCUGUGGCGGCCCUGAUGAGCUUUUUGAGAGCCACAAGCUGGUCUUGAAGGCGUCUUUGCCCGAUUCCAGAAGACUGAAAGUCUUCUGUGCCCGGGGUGGGACCUCCCUCUCCAACUACAAACAGGUGCUAGGGCCCCGUCACAACUCCUAUGAGGUGGAACGGCGUCCCGGCGAGAGGGACAUCCAGUUCUACGUGGAAGGACUCACCUUCCCCGACGCCAAUUUCUCAGGGCUGCUCUCUCUCAGCGUCAGCCUGGUGGACACACGGCCCCUCUCCGAGGUGUCAGUCUUCACGGACAGCGUGACCUUCCGAGUGGCACCCUGGAUCAUGACCCCCAACACCCAGCCGCCCCUGGAGCUGUAUGUGUGCAGCGUCACAGAUAUUCAUGGCCGCAAUGACAAGUUCCUGGAGGACAUGUCCCACCUGGCCAUGAAGGCCAACUGCAAACUUGUAGUCUGUCCCCGGGUGGAAAAUCACAAUGAUCGCUGGAUCCAGGAUGAAUUGGAGUUUGGCUACAUUGACUCCCCUCACAAAUCCUUUCCUGUGGUCUUUGAUUCCCCCCGAAACAGAGGCUUGAGAGAAUUUGCCUUUAAGAAGAUCCUGGGUCCUGACUUUGGAUACGUGACCCGGGAGAUCGAGUUCGCAGGUGCCUCUGGCCUGGAUUCCUUCGGCAACCUGGAUGUGAGCCCGCCGGUGAGGGUGGGCAACAAGGAGUACCCCCUCGGCAGAAUCCUCAUCGGUGGCAGCUUCCCCAAGUCCAGCGGGCGGCGGAUGGCCAAGGUGGUACGUGACUUCCUGCAGGCCCAGCAGGUGCAGGCUCCUGUGGAACUCUACUCCGAUUGGCUUUCUGUGGGCCACGUGGAUGAGUUUCUGAGCUUCGUGCCCACCUCUGACCAAAAGGGCUUCCGGCUACUCCUGGCCAGCCCUAGUGCCUGCCUCCAGCUGUUCCAGGAAAAGAAGAAGGAGGGCUAUGGGGAGGCCCAGCAGUUUGAUGGCCUCAAGCAUAAGGCAAAGAGAAGCAUCAAUGACAUCUUAGCUGACAGGCACCUCAGGAGGGACAGUGCGCAUGUGCAGGAAUGCAUUGACUGGAACCGCGAGGUGCUAAAGCGGGAGCUGGGCCUCUCCGAGAGCGACAUCGUGGACAUUCCUCAGCUCUUCUUCCUGAAGGGAGCCUACGCAGAAGCCUUCUUUCCUGACAUGGUCAACAUGGUGGUCCUCGGGAAGUACCUGGGCAUCCCUAAGCCUUUCGGGCCCAUCAUCAAUGGUCGCUGCUGCCUGGAGGAGAAGGUGCGCUCCCUGCUGGAGCCGCUGGGUCUGCGCUGCGUCUUUAUCGACGAUUUUCUCUUUUACCACCAGCUGCUCGGAGAGAUCCACUGUGGCACAAAUGUGCGGAGGAAACCUUUUACCUUUAGGUGGUGGAACUCCGUGCCCUGAGCCUGCCCGACCACCACCCUUGCUUCCUAGCUGAUGGGAGUCCCAGGGCAAGGGCAAGGAUCUCAAACCAGCCUCCACCCUCCUGGAGCCUGAAAGCGGGCUGUCUACUGUGGUCAGCUGGGCUCCAGGAGGACAACACACUUCGUUUCUGGAGUCGCCUGUUCUGCCCAGGAAACUAUCGCCACUUUUCCUUCUCCCUUUCCCAGCCAGAGCCCCCCAGAGGGUCAAGGUAGGAAGCGGAGCCUGUUCAAGCCGUGGCCUAUGUGGCCACGCCCAUUUGAUCUAUUUUCACCCCUCCCCCCUCUGGACACCUCUCUGGAGCCUGAGAAAAGUAAUUCUGGAGCUGGUUCAGAAAUGCCCACCAUGCCAGGACCCUGGGGCAAGAGUGGUUUCAUAUGACUCUUGGAUUGCGUCAUGAAAAGGAAGAUUUGGGGUGUCCUUUUCCUUAAAGGACCUCAGGCCAUCGCCCUCUGGCACCUGUCAGCUCAAUGUAGACAAGCAAGGGCAGGAAAGUCCGUCCUUAAAAUCGGGCAGGCACAAAAGCCCCUCUAAUGCCCAACUCCAUCCAGCCCGACCUCUGCAGGAUGCUUGUUACCUGUCGGGGCAGCCUUUAAUUAUGAACCCUGGUGCUUCCUGUUGGAAGACGCUGCGGGGCAUAGGGAGGCCCUCGGAAGUCUGCAAGCGUGGGUGGCAGUGGGGAGGGGUGGGCAGGAAGGUCAGACCAGGAAGGCAGAGAGGUUGCCCAUCUUGGGGUGGGGAAACCUGAAAGCCUGAGACUCGUGGCUGGGUGUUUGGGGUCCCUGAACUUGAAGGGUGCUAGUCCAGAUGUGAAGGGGUGGGGCCCAAGGUAUGAGGAGAGGGUGGGGUAGGCCAUCAAGUUACAUCUGGAGUUGAGGCCUAAUUUCCUCUAAUAGUCUCUAAUUACUCCCUAACCUGCUGCAGGCAGUGGGAAGGGAGGGCCCACAGUCCCCCAGCAGCCCGGGACCCUACACCCUACACAACACUUAUACUGCCCCAGUAAACUCCACGGCAGGCUUGUGUCCCCCUUCCACAGUAAGACAGACAGCUAGCCUGGAGGCUAUUAGCUCGGUGUGAGGUCACAGAGACGUGUGUAGACAAGCAGGCAGGCAGCCCCCGGCUGCAAGGCAUGACUGGCAGAGGCCUGCCAAGGAGCCACCACAGGCUGCUGGAUUCUGUCUUUAUGUUUUUAGUAGCUUCUGGUCCACCCCAGACUUGAGGCAGCUCCUGUCACUUCGUAACCACUGGACACUCAAUUAGUGAAGAUUUCCGUGGAACUGUAGGCUAGGCAUGGCCAGGUAGGCAUUGGCUCUUCCCCCUUUCCAGAAGGUUCUGUGGAACUGGAACCCCAUUUGUAGGCUCCCUGCACCAACACCCUCCUCUAUGAUCAUGGCCCGGCUGAGGCUGAGCCACGGAGAAGGAGAAGAAGAAGAUAAAGGAGGAAGAGAAGGGUUGGGAGCAGGGCCUGGCCUCUGAAGAGAGGAGACUACAGAGUCCUGGCCAUCGAGCAUGGGAGCAAGUCUUCAGGCCGCGUGAGGGGGGCUCUAGAGUUGCUGCUCAGGCUGACUGGCCACCCUCGUUCUCAUCAAUAAAAACAUCGUUGUGCAUUAUU
Arvicanthis niloticus (Nile rat) is the source of this 3743-nucleotide messenger RNA. It is a transcript of the gene Padi1, whose product is annotated as peptidyl arginine deiminase 1. NCBI's taxonomy places the organism in Eukaryota, Metazoa, Chordata, Mammalia, Rodentia, Muridae. Gene Ontology annotation, cellular component: nucleus; cytoplasm. Gene Ontology annotation, molecular function: calcium ion binding; protein-arginine deiminase activity. The record is from RefSeq and is a predicted model, not a curated record.